CUUAUUCUCUCUUUGAAAAAAUCUAGGAAUUCUUUGAAAAGAGGAAACUUAAAUCAAAGAUGAAGCUUCUGGGAGUAUCAUCUCCUAAAAGUUCAGCAGUCAGUUUAGAUCUCCUCAAUCUAUAUGUUGUUAAUCAGAUAUCAAACAAAAAGGACAACACUGAGAACAUGAGAAAGCCAGUCCACGUUGAUAUCGCUAAAGAUGUGAAAAUACCUGUUAGGAGGCACAACAUAGAGCUUCCAAUGUCACCACUACGUACACAACAUAUGUCAAACUUAGAUGACAUCCAGAACAGGUUACAAAAGCAAGUAUUGGACAGCAGAAGGCAGCAUCUCUCAGAGAAAGUAAAAUAUCAGCAUAAUUUAUCACAGGUAACAGAAUUAAUGUAUGCUGACUCUAGUAUGAAACAUGAAGACAACAUAACAGGAGCUUUUAGUGCCUCUCCAUUGCCCUUUACUGAUUUUUGGUCCUCUAACUGUACACAACUCUCAGAAGAAAAUUUCAACACAAACUUAAUGGGCAACACUUGGGAACAGACCUAUGAAGAGAAGCUGCAAAACCAGCCAGGAAAUAGUUCUGAUCAAGACCCUUGGAUUACAAUACCUCCAAGCCAGUGCAUUUUCAGGAAGUCUGAUACAAUGCCUCCGGAACUGUUUAAGCCAUUGCAUAGGCUAGACUAUAUGAAUUCUGCCAGGAAAAAACCAGUGAUAAUGACCAGUAACAAACUGGAAAACAGUGAAGGAAUAAAAGAACCAUUGUUUGAUGUUGCGAAAGAAACUGCAGAACUGAAAGCUCCCCAAGAUGGAAAUGAUUGUUCCUUUCUGGCACUGUUUGAAGAUGAAAGCCGACCAAUACAUAAUAAUCCUUCCACAAACCAUUUUAAUCCUUUUGUUAACCAAAGCAGUACUGAUAUUUUUUUCAUUGAUCCUGAUGAUAGAAAUCAAAUGGCCAACAGAAAUUAUCCUUAUGAUACUAGAGAAGUUUAUCCUGCAAUCAAUCCAAAAGAAAGUCCUGUAGACAGACACCUUAAAGGCAUUUUCACAGCUCCAGAACAGGUUUUACUUAAAAGUAACAGUGCCUCAAGUGCAAGCUACAAGAAAACCAGUGGACUUCAUAAAACCCACAUGCAGGACUGUUUUGAGGGACAGCACUACUUCAUACCCUCUGAAAAGAAAGAAAAACAUGCAAACGAUACAUUUGCUUAUCAGCAGAUGAACUUAAAGAAGAACAUGCAGAACUAUUCAAGAAAAAAAAGUGACAAUGAUUUUGUGGCAGAAUCAGCCUGGAGACAGAACCAGCUCUUUGCAUUUGAAGAGUUCACAGCAGCACAAGAAAAAGUGUGUAAGUUUGGAGUGAGUUCAAAUCUUCACAAGAUGGAGAAGGAUGCGGAGUCAUCACUCAGCAGCCAGUCUCCCAGUUACUCUCCAAGGCCAACAGACACCUGUUUCAGUUCUAGUCCUGACACGGCUGAAGAGGAAGACACAGCCAAAAAGAAUGAAUAUCUGAAUGAACAGUCCUUGAAGAUAGAUGAUGCCUGCCUAGUCUCAGCCUCAGCAGGCAUGGAGCCCCCCAAAACCUGUCACCCCAGAACAGUGCCUCUCCAGCCUAGCAGUAUUUUGACUAGAGAAGAAGCAAACCCCCUUCAGGAGAAAGACUCUAGUUUAUGUGCCACAGAAAAGGAAAACAAAAUCCAUACCGCCCUUUCUGAGGGCAGCCCAUUACACCAAGCUCUUAAAAGAGAGCAAGUCACCCGCAGUACCAGGUGUGAUGCUUCAUCGCAGACUGAGAGCUCUGUGACAGAAAUAGGGAAAGUGGAUGUUGCCACCCAGUGUGGCACCACGCGGGUGUGCAGCUGUGGGAACUCCCUCCCCUUUGCCUGCAGCCCAAGGCAGGUCCCUCCUCCCAGUGCCACAGGCACUGCUGGAAGGCACAAAAUGUCAGUGCAUGAGGCGCUGCAGCCUGUGGGCACAGACAGCAUAGCAGGAAUAGCGGCGUUUUCUUCUGAGGCUGAGUAUCUGAGUUUGGGUGGCGGAAGGACUCUAGAGGUGCUGAACUAUAUUGAUACAAUGAAGAAGAGAGAUAAGCAGUGAGCAACUAGAAUGGCACACAGCUGUUAAAAGAUUCACUGCCCUUAUUCCCACCAGGAACUACAAUUUAUCUGAAUAACAGCUAUGACUUGCUGGAAGCUCAGCCAUCACCGGUAAUUUGUAAGGGACAGUUCUUCACUCAGCGUUACGAAGCUCGUUCAGAUUGUGCCCCAUGAGCAGCAGCCUGUGCUGGCUUGAAUGAGGAGAUCUCGAAGGCGUGCCCUUUCCCAGCCGUCCCCCGUGCCUGGUACGUACCUGUCAGCCUUUCCAGCGGUGCACAUCCAGCUUCUCGGCCCUCCCCACAGCCGACACUGCUCCAGCUCACUUGGUCUGCCAGCCUCCUGCAAUAUGCUGCGUCACAUUACAGCUAAAAGCUCCAGCGCAGUAUACUUUAGUUUGGAGGGUUUUUUUAUUAGACGGGCAGAUAUCAAAUUGCCGCGUGGCCAGAUAGUUCUCUGGUGGCUGGGCUUGGAGAGGUGCUGAAGUGACCCAACCUAAGACAAACUGCCAUUAACUUGCAAUGGAAGUUACACUACUGACCUCUGCAAGCGGCAUUGUUGUUGGGACUUUGAAAUUUUGCUUUGUUCUACAGUGACGUGAGCUACCCAAAUUCAGGCAGGUACUCCAAUCUGCAGAGCAAGCCUCUGCGCAGGUUGUAUUUGCGGUCUGCUCCUAUGAACCUACAGGACAAAGAGCGCAGGUCAGAACUGGGAAAAGGGAGCUGGUUGCAGUGUAUGGAUAUAUAUGUCGAGGUGUUCAAAUGAAGCAAUACCUCUUUCUUAAAUGAUCUCUCAGAAUUUCAAACCUUUCGGUGGGUAUAGCUUAUCUCCACUUCAGCCACUAAUACAGAAGCUUUCACAAUUUGUCUGGUUCCAGCCAGAUUUCAGCCUAGGCUGCACCGUUUCCCAGUAAGGACUGAAAUUACAUAGCUCGGUGCCAGACACACAUUUUCUGGCUGGCUAUCUGUGAGAGCUGCAUACAUGUCUCUAACGCAGUAAUGCGCCACUUGGGAUAUGUCAAUCACCACAGAUAAUCAUGUUCCAAAGCCUUUGGAUGAAAGCAUAUAAAAUCCAAUUACCUUACAUUUUUUACCUGUAAUUGCAAAGCAAUCAGAAGAAAGAGAACUGUCUUUGUAGUGGUAUGUGUGCUGGCAAUGAUGAUAAAUAAGGUAGUGUGCUCAUUUUAGCCACUAGAGGAGUAUUUUAAAGUGUUUACAUUACUAUUAUUGCAUUAGAAGAGAAUCAUGCUUUCACCUUACCUCAGUGCCAGUCUCCCCUGCUGCUCAGGUGCUUUCUUUCACCUGAUUUUUUUUGAUUUUUGGGAAGAGUUGAGUUUGGUUUAAUAGUAAUCUACUCUCUCUCCUAGUGGUAGCCUCAAAUCAUGCUUUCUUCAGCUGAUGCUUCAGCACCCAAUGCUAUUAAUCCACCAAUAUUUGUACCCUACAGUAAUGACCAUCAUCCCAAUAUAUGGUCAGGCACCACCAGCUUUCUCUGAGGCAACAGCAUAGGCAGAGACGCUCCUUUUUCAUCCAUGACAAUCCUCCUGGCCGUGUGCUAAGUCUCUGGGGAGGCCACAGAAAUGUGUUAUGUUUUUAACUGUGUUUGGUAAGCAUCAAUUAUAAGUUGAGUUUUCUUGGGGAAAAGGAGAAAAGGGUAUCUGUAACUAACCAAAAACUAGGUACAUUGGUUUAACAGUGGCACUCAAAUGCUUCUAAAUACGCAUUAAAAAAACCCCAAAAAACUCUCAUGGAAAAUGUUACCCUAAGCUUCAGUGAGAAGCAGUUUUAAUAUGCAGCUGGUAACCUUUUUUUCCUAUAAAAUCAGCUCUAAUUACAGUAACCUGCAAGGUAAGGUUUUCUGGGUAAGCACCAAGAGAAAUUUUCUUUCAUUAAUGGGGCAGUUUGUUGCUGAAUGUUAUUAUAGCAAAAGCCUCCACAAACUUUUUAGAAAUCCUUAUUUCAUUUUCAUGAAGGAUUAUCAUUGUGGGAAAUGAGAAGCUUAAGUCUUUUACACAAGUGAUUAUUUCUCAGGUGGAAACUGUGAAUUGGCUUUUUAAGGGUUUUAGCAGACAACAGAUUCAGAAAGGAUGACAUUUCCUAGGAAAAGUAUUCAACUCUCCACAUCCAAUGCCUCAUCUGUUCCCACAAAAAGAGAAUGACCUCUCUGCAACACUUCAUCCUCUUCUCACUGACAACCUCUGACGGAUUCAGAGCUUGCUUCUCCAGGGCUGGUGAUAUUGAACUCCAACAACGUCUCAUAACUGAGCUGAAUACAAGGUGUUUGCCCUCUCGCCCAGCCACACUGCUGAAA
Molecule: messenger RNA, 4396 nt
Organism: Falco peregrinus (peregrine falcon)
Lineage: Eukaryota; Metazoa; Chordata; Aves; Falconiformes; Falconidae
Gene: REDIC1
Product: chromosome 6 C12orf40 homolog
Exons: 13
Coding region: 60-2090 (676 amino acids)
Source: RefSeq, a predicted model, not a curated record